Kickxella alabastrina is the source of this 284-nucleotide messenger RNA. RefSeq lists its product as uncharacterized. The transcript has a single exon. Lineage: Eukaryota; Fungi; Kickxellomycota; Kickxellomycetes; Kickxellales; Kickxellaceae. The coding region runs from base 64 to 264 and encodes 66 amino acids. The record is from RefSeq and is a predicted model, not a curated record.
ACUUUACACGCUUCGUCCGCGCCAAGAGUUUCUUUUUGAUGUCAAUACGCAUACCCUACAUUUAUGGUGGCCAGAUUUAGUACAAGCAAAGAAGAAAUAAAAACUGGUGCUUUGGUUUUAGUGUGUUUAGCAGGUCUGUCGGGUAUUGCGUGUGCUCCUUUAUAUGGGGGUGGCUCCCACCGUGGUUGUUUGCAUUUUGAGCCCGGCGGACACGUUACCAUCUUUGCAAAAUUGUUGUUUCUGCUGCUGCUGCUGUCGUUGUAAUUGUCCGUUGGUGCUGGUGC